Electrophorus electricus (electric eel) is the source of this 886-nucleotide messenger RNA. It is a transcript of the gene polr1d, whose product is annotated as RNA polymerase I and III subunit D. Gene Ontology annotation, cellular component: RNA polymerase I complex; RNA polymerase III complex. Gene Ontology annotation, molecular function: protein dimerization activity; DNA binding. The record is from RefSeq and is a predicted model, not a curated record. NCBI's taxonomy places the organism in Eukaryota, Metazoa, Chordata, Actinopteri, Gymnotiformes, Gymnotidae. Gene Ontology annotation, biological process: transcription elongation by RNA polymerase I; transcription by RNA polymerase III.
UAAAACCAAAGAAGAAUAGAAGCUGUUUGCAAGCAUGGCAGGUACGGAUACAGAAAAGAAACCUGUUUUACAAAUGGUCCAGGCUGAUGGCACUGACGAGGGCUGCGUGACCUUUGUCCUGCACGAGGAGGAUCACACUUUGGGCAACUCUCUGAGAUACGUGCUCAUGAAGAAUCCUGAUGUGGAGUUCUGCGGCUACAGCAUUACGCACCCCUCCGAGAGCAAGAUCAACUUCCGCAUACAGACGCGAGGUGGACUUCCAGCAACCGAACCUCUUCGCAAGGGCCUGAAUGACCUCACAGACAUCUGUAAACAUGUGCUGCACACUUUUGAGGCACAGGUCAAGGAGUUCAAGGAGAAGCAGGGAGAAGCCAUGGAAUAAUAUCAGACCUCUAAGGAACUUGAAGGCUGUCACAUGGCAUGAGUCAGCACCUCAUGGUGGGACAAAUUGGCAUGCUACAGCCUGCAGUUCUUAUUUAGAAGUCUCCUUGCAGAUGGACUUUCUGUACAGUAUAAUCUCUAUAAAGGUUUGUUUUAUACAUACAAUAUUUAAAUUGUUUCUUUUGUUUAAACAUAUAAUUUUUAAAAUGCACAUACUCAUUUAAAUUCUGGAGUGUUAUUUGUAUUUGCAGUUGGUUUAAAUUUGCCUUGGAUUACACAUCUUUACUACUUUGGUCAGACCAAUCCACUCCUCUUGUUUUCCAAGGAAUUCCUUCAGAAAGACUUUUCGAUUUGGACCCAAGCCACUGGUCCUAUUUGUCUUUGUUGUACUCCUGUUGAAUGUGGCAGGACAUGUGGCCACUUUGACAACUCUUGAUGAGCAGGCCAAAGUAAAGAGGAGAAUUGGUCAAAGCUCUCAUCUGAGUAUAGCCUUGGGUCAAAUCUA